AUGGCCAAGGACAAGGACGAGCUGGUCGCCAAGAAGGCGCGCCGCGAAGAGCAUCUGCGGACGAUCUAUGCGACCCUUGAAGCCAUUGUGCCCACGUACGAGGCUGCGAUUGCGACGCUCGAAGCUGCCGUCGCGAGCAACCGGACGCCCCGCGGCGUCGAGCAAUGGUUCUUCCUGUACCUGCGCAUUGUCGACGUGGGCGUGCAGAUUCGGCGAGGCGAGCUUCGCCAUCGCAGCACCACCCACGCCAAGUACAAGUCGCUGACCAAGACCGUGCACGCCAACGCGACAACCAACGGUCUUGGCAUUGACGACGCCAAUGUGCUCAUCAACGACCUCGAGAAGAUCCAUCGCCAGCUCAAGAAGCGCAAGCCAAUGCAGCUUGAUAUGCUCGAAUCGCAGUUUGACAUCCUCGACCGCGAUACCAUCGGGCCGCUCGACAAGCGUGUUUUUGAGUGCAAGCGGUCCAUGGAAAGUAGGCGCAGCGUGCAUUACUCGAGCUGUGCAAUCGUCGUCCACGGCGACCUCCACGUCGAGCUCGUCAUCAAGGACGGGACUGACAUCAUCCUCACAAGCCGUCGCAUCUGCACGUCGAUGGCGGUCUGCGUCUGCACCGAAGACGCCGAACCGUGGCGAGGCUUUACCAUCACCGAGAGUGCGCCACCGGCCAAGAAGCCGAUGCUGCGGCCCGUCACAGAAGAGCCGAAUGACGCGCCGAGUCUCAACGACCUCAAAAAGAGCUUUGGUGUCGACGUCGACGAGCGUGAGCGCACGACAGAAGCCUUCCACAACGAAGCGCUGGGGCUUCCGCCCGUGGAGAGCGCACCGAGUCUUCCCGAUAGCCGAACCAAGCGCCGGUGCUUGCCGCUCCAGCAAGCCGUCCAGAAAGAGGUCGCGUCGGCGCUGGAUGCGUAUUCGCAGUCGACGGUGCAUGCGAUUCUAGCGGCACUCAAACCAGUGGGCCCCCCCAUAUCAAAUGGGAGUGUGCCCUGCGCCGUGUACUUCAACCUCAUUGAGUGGAGUCAUGCGUCGAGUACUAGCGUCGACAAGGUCACGAUGGUCGCCAACAUUGCUUCGUCAGCAAACCUCCAUGUGGCCAAGUGGGUCAUGCAGGACAUGGCGCUACCCGUGGCCGAGGCUUCCUCGCUCAUCACGCAUCUCGCCCAAAACGCAGGCUUCCGGCACGUCAUCGAGCUCGCCCUGCGUGGGCUCAUGACGCCAUACACUGUCUUCUCCGGCCUCUUGGCGUCGACCGCAACACUCCCUUUGCUCGAGAGCCUCGAUCUCUCGUACAACAGCUUGCAGUCGCAAGGGCCGGCGCUCGCGGCGGUGCUCAAGCUCUGCCCACGCCUCCGCAGCCUCCAUCUCGAACAAUGUCGACUGGACGGUCUCGAAUCAGAUCUGCUGCAGGGACUGGAAGACAGUGGCGGACUCCUCGAGACACUGGUCCUCGCCGAUAAUGCGCUCACCGCGCGCUUUGUCGGUGGUCUAUUUGGCUCGCUCUCGACGCCCUUACUGCACACGUUGGACCUGCGCCACGUCCAGUGCCUUGGUGCCAGCCAACCAGCUGCCUUUGCGUAUCAGUCGUUGCCAGCGCUCCAGCACCUCAUGCUCGAUGCAUCGACGCUCCUGCAGGACGCGUCGUUCGUAAGCAGCCUCAACUCGGCCUUGCUUGACGAGUCGUGCGUGCUACGGACGCUGUCGCUGCAGUGCACGUCGCCGCCUCUGGACGCCAUGGUCGAGCUCCUCGGCCACGUGACGCACUACGGACAGCUCGAGCGCUUGUCACUCGUGGGCAUCCCGUCCCUGCCGCCGCUCCACUCGCUCGUGUGCGCAGGCCUCGCCAAGUGCGCGGAGCUCGAUCUCACCCUCGACCUGGCGGCGCUGCAGCCGUUUGUGGCAUCGCUAUCGGCGGCACGGCUGCCAGCGCUCAAGUACCUCCGCGUACGCAUCUCGUCGCCGACGUCGCCCGAGGCCAUCGAGCGCCUCCGCGGCGACGUGCUGCUGCACGUGCCGGCCAUCAAGACCAUCGAGAUGACGUCGCGGGCCGAUGCAUACGCGCAGUGGGGCAUGAUGAAACGAAGUCGAGACCGGGAGAUGAGAAGCUGGAGUCCGCCCGAGCACUGGGAAGACGUGGCCAAGGUGGGCGGGCGCAUCGCCACCGGCCGCUUCGGCCACCUUGUCUGCGCCCGCGUACCGCUUGAUGCCAAGUACGCCGUUGACGGCGACGAGAGCUGGACGCCGCUCGAGCUCCUCGAUACGUGCUUUGGCCAAGGCCUCUCGGUGCACAUGGUCAUCGACCUCACGAAUACGUACAAGUACUACAGCGGCGCGAACGAGCUCGAGACGCGCAACGUCGAGUACGUCAAGAUGCGCGUCGAGGGCUUUGCCGACGUUCCGUCCGAAGACAUCGUCGACCGCUUCAUUGACGUUGUGUCGCGAUGGGAAGCGUCGUUGGCGCGAUAUGCCCCGGACGACUUGGCACCCGUCGCUGUCGUGCACUGCACGCAUGGCCUCAACCGUACGGGCUACCUCGUCGUGCGCUACCUCAUGGCGACACAAGGCCUCUCGGUCAAGGACGCGCUCCGCACGUUCGCGGCCGCGCGCCCACCCGGGCUCAUCAAGCACAUGUACGUCCAGAAGCUCUUUGAGAUGUUCGACCAAGUCGACGAGCUCGAGCUGCCCGUGCUGCCGUUGUGGGCGCAGACCAAGUACGACCGGUCCCAAGAUCAACUCGCGAGCGCAGACAUCUUCAAAGCCACCGAAGACGACCGCGAUGUACACGAAAAGGUCCGGGACCGCGAGAAGCGCCGCCACGACCGCCGCAGUCCGCCAAAGCUGCGGCGAAUGCCGGAAAACUGGCGCCACGCGCCCAAGAUCGGGACGCUCAUCGCGCACACAAAUGUGGUCGCCAUGCGCACGCUGCUCAGCGCCGACUACAGCGUGCCGCCCAGCGAGACGUGGACGCCCGAAGCGUUUGUCGCGGCCCAAGCGGCCGCCGGCCUCAACGUGCAGCUCGUGAUCGACCUCACGAAUACGACUAAGUACUACGACGACAUUCCGGGUGUCCGGCACGAGAAGCUCGUCUGCGAAGGCUUCCACGCCGCGCCGACGACUGCGAUCGUCGAUGCGUUCAUUGCGCUCGUCACACAGUUCGACGCGUCGCCGUCAUCAUCUGGCGGUCACAUUGCUGUGCACUGCACGCAUGGCUUAAACCGCACCGGGUACCUCAUCAUCCACUACCUUGUCCGCGUCAAGGGUCUGUCGCUCGUCGAUGCGCUCGCCGCCUUUGCCGAUGCACGGCCGCCCGGGCUCCUCAAGCCGUCGUACAUUGAAGCGCUCUUUGAGAUGUAUGCACCCAACGACGUCGUGACGUACCCGACGUCCCUGCCAGCGUGGGCACUCGCCAAGUACAGCAAGGAGCAUAACUCAACCAAGAAGGGCCAGAAGAAGAAGACCAAGAACAUGCAUGUGACCGAGGCCAAGGCAGCGACUCAUGCACGCAAGCCGCCGCCGAUGCAGUGGUACAACGUCCCGAACGCCGGCGCGCCGAUCCUGUCGCGGGGCGCUGUCACGUUUGUCCCGCUCAAGACGAUGCUGGACGAUCGCUAUGACAUUGGGGCACAGGACUGGACGCCGAGUGCGUUUGAAGCCUGGAACGCAAAUGAGAACCUCGAUGCCAUCAUCUCGAUGGACGGCCUCGGCUUCUUCUAUGACCCGGCGCAGCUCUCGGUGCCAGUGUUCGAAGUCCGGCUCUUGAACAAGUCAUUCCCAAACCCGCCUCUGAUUGCGAGCUUCUACAAUGCAAUCGCGAUGCUCCAAGAGCAACACACGGAGACGACGCGAGUGCGCAUCGGGCUCCAGUGCGCGACCAUGUCCCGCGCGGCGUUCUUCCUCUUGCACUACCUCAUGACACAAGACAAGUUGUCGCUGGAUGACGCGAUGGCCCUCUACUCGGAUGCGUACCCGCCAGCGCCGCUCCUCAACAGUCUGCACCGGCACUUGCGCAAGCUUGAUACCGGCGCACGUCCCAUGGCCAAGAAGAUUGUGUUUGAGAGUGACGAGUCGGACGUCGACGAGCCGUUUGGCAGCCAUGUCGAGACGACCCAGCCCUCGAGCUAA
Molecule: messenger RNA, 4122 nt
Organism: Saprolegnia diclina VS20
Lineage: Eukaryota; Oomycota; Saprolegniomycetes; Saprolegniales; Saprolegniaceae
Exons: 11
Coding region: 1-4122 (1373 amino acids)
Biological process (GO): 7-methylguanosine mRNA capping; protein dephosphorylation
Molecular function (GO): mRNA guanylyltransferase activity; protein tyrosine/serine/threonine phosphatase activity
Source: RefSeq, a predicted model, not a curated record